UUCCAUCAACGCGCAUGCGCAGAGUUCUCCUCCUGCGGCUUGCCGUAGUAAUGCGAAUGUCAUCUGAAUGAAAAUGACUUCUCUCAGACUGUUUGUCCGCCAGGCGUCGCUGUUCGCCGCGGCUCCGGGGUUAACGGCUCUGAUGAGCGGCUCGGUUCUGGCUGCCAGCGAGGGGAAGAAGAAGAACUCCCAGGCCGCUCUGAGCAUCGACGAGUUGCCGUCUCUGUACACCAGACCCGAGCCGACACCGGCGCCGCUGGAGCCGGAGGCGGGCCAGCUGGAGCAGAGCGUGGCGUCGAUGAGGAAAUGGGCCACGCCUUACACCGACAGCUGUCAGCAAAAUGUCCGACUGGCAGCAGAGAAAGCUGAGCAGGUGUACAGAACGGCGGAGCCGACGCUGAACGCAUCGUUAUCGACCAUCAGUGAAACGUACCGGUUCCUCAGCGACCCGCCUCCGGACCUCUAUCCCAGCGCCGCCGCCAUCGGCUUCUCCGGGUUCCUGGGACUCUACCUGGCCAGAGGCUCCCGGCUGAAGCGCUUGGCGUUUCCUGCGGGCCUCAUGGCGCUCAGCGCCUCCAUGUUUUACCCCCAGCAGGCCGCCGCCCUGGCCAAGUUGAGUCGAGACCAGGUGCUCACCUGGACUCGGCAGGGCCGCGUUGCCAUGGAAACUCUGUGGAAAGAUCCCCCGUUGAGCAAGAAAAAGGCGGUGAAACCCAGGAAGUCAGAGGAGGCAGAGAGCAGCGACAGAAACAGCUGAUCAGCUGCAGGUGGCAGAAACCCGAUCACACGAUCAAACCGGCGCUCUGAAGGACGGCGGCCGUUCCAGGAAGCAGUUUGUGUUACUUUGGCUGAAAUUUGCUUCUUGGAAACGGUUCUUCCUCCUCCGCUCUUCAUCGUUUUCUCUCUCCUGUGAUCUGAACACCCGGUGGCGCCGCGGCUUCAGACCGGCGCUAACAUGAACACCGAGUUCUCUGGAUCGUCUCCUCUUCCUGGUAUCAGGGAAUCAUCUGCAGUUCUGUGUUUCCUCGCUGGUUCUGUCAAACCAAACAGCUUCUCUGUUUUUCUGUCCCUCCUGCAGCACACCUCACUGCCGUCUCACACCUCCUGUUGUUUUACAGUUAAAUAAUCUUCACAUUAUGAAUCAAAACCUGUAAAAUGUAGAAAAUAAGAGUUAAAUAUGGUUAAAACUGUCUCCAAAAUUCAAGGAAUUAGCCAACUAAUCAGGAACUUUUAUGUCUUUAAUUAUUUUAAUGAAAUUAAAUCACUAAUCCAGAAAAUGAGUUAUAGAUGCAACCCAACAUUAGAUGAUUAAAAUACUUAUUAUGAUGCUUUCUGUGAGUUUAUCCAUCGUAAAUGUUAUUAAAUAGAUGCAUGGCUACAUGUUCUCACUAAAUGUCACUAAAUAUGUUAUUUAAUGAUAAUAAAACAUUUUGUGAGUUUUCC
Poecilia latipinna (sailfin molly) is the source of this 1443-nucleotide messenger RNA. Its product is annotated as MICOS complex subunit MIC26-like. The record is from RefSeq and is a predicted model, not a curated record. Bases 68 to 757 code for a protein of 229 amino acids. Lineage: Eukaryota; Metazoa; Chordata; Actinopteri; Cyprinodontiformes; Poeciliidae. Gene Ontology annotation, biological process: cristae formation. The transcript is spliced from 9 exons. Gene Ontology annotation, cellular component: MICOS complex.